Messenger RNA from Nelumbo nucifera (sacred lotus), 2557 nucleotides. RefSeq names its product plasma membrane, autoregulation-binding site, misato segment II, myosin-like, tubulin/FtsZ protein. The record is from RefSeq and is a predicted model, not a curated record. Gene Ontology annotation, biological process: mitochondrion organization. Lineage: Eukaryota; Viridiplantae; Streptophyta; Magnoliopsida; Proteales; Nelumbonaceae. Gene Ontology annotation, cellular component: cytoplasm.
GAAGGGUCGGGUGAGAGAAGGUCGAAAUAGAGAAGUUGGGAGGAGAGGUCUUUCUGUCGUCGGUUUUUCUUUUGGGAAGCCAAAAGGCUGCCGAAUGGAAAGAGCUGAGGGAGGAACAAGGAGAGGGAGACAAGCUCGGGGGUAUCCCGAGUUGAAUAGGUGAGACUGUGAGAGAGAGCAAAGUGGAGGGGAAGAGCAGCUCGAGGGUAUAUGAAAACCCCCGAGUUGAAUAGGGGAGAGAGAGCUCGAGUGAGAGAAGAAAAACAGAGAGGGUUUUCAGAGAAAGAGAGAUUGUUAGGUGAAGUUUAGAGAAGAAGAGGGAGAAGCUCCUCUGAGGGCGAUAGAUAGAAAAGGGCAGAGAAAGAAGAAAAGGGGGAGAUGAGUUGUUCCCUUUCCGUCGGCCGCCUCUACUGUCAUUGCCAAUCACACCCACUACAGAUCCUAGUGCCGUUCCUAGUAUCUCAGAUUCGUCCUUCUGCCAUCGCGAGCUAAGGUUUCGGCAGCAUAAAAAAUCCAGCUACACGCUGAACCUCUGCACGCGAACUCUGCAGCAUCUCCAUUCUUAAGGUCACAGGAGUGAUGAGGGAGAUCGUAACAAUCCAAGUUGGAAGUUUUGCUAACUUCAUUGGAUCUCAUUUUUGGAACUUUCAGGAUGAGUUGCUUGGAUUGGUCGAUGAUCCUCAUGGAGAUCCAGUCUUCAAGAAUCAAUCUUUGGAUAUGGAUGUGUUCUAUCGUGCAGGCGAAAUGCCACAGACGUCAUUUGCUUACACCUUAAAGCAUAUGCAGGGCAUUCCUACAUAUUCUCCUCGCCUGCUUUCAAUUGAUUUUCAAGGAACUCUUGGUUCUCUUAGUUCACAUGGUUCCUUGUAUCAUGAGAUUCCAUCUGCUCCAAUGCAUGUUCGUACAUGGACUGGUAAUGUUACAAAACUUGUUUCUGAUCCUCAGAAGAAGAAUUUAUUCUUGCAACGUUUGGAUGAAGAAGAACAUGGGAAACCAAGUGCUGAAGAGGAUGAUCAUAUCCAAGAUAAAGACAUAGUUGAAUGUCUAGAAAAUGGUGUUCAUUUUUGGACUGACUUUUCAAAAGUGCACUAUCAUCCCCAGAGUUUAUAUGAAUUAAAAGGGUUAUGGAUGGAUGCUCAAGAAUUUGACAAUUAUGGAAUUGGAAGGGACAUCUUCUCUGAGGCACUACGCGGAGAAGAAAUUAAUGAUAGGCUUCGGUUCUUUGUAGAAGAGUGUGACCAGAUUCAGGGUAUUCAAUUUAUUGUUGAUGAUUCUGGAGGUUUUUCCAGUGUAGCUGCAGAAUUCUUGGAGAAUAUUGCAGAUGAAUAUACGAACACUCCAGUUUUGCUUUAUGCUGCAAGAGGUCCAGGUCCUGGAACCACCAACAAGAAUGCUUUAGGCCGGAAGGACUCUAUUUCAAAAGCUCUUCAUGAUGCGGUCUCAUUUUCAAGACUCUCUUCCUUCAGUAAAUUGAUUGUGCCAAUAGGAUUGCCUUUCCUGAGUAGAAGUAAGGCGUCUACAUUUCUUUGCAUAGAAGAUUCAAAGGCUUACCAUUGCAGUGCAGUUUAUGCUGCUGCCCUGCAUUCCAUAAGUCUCCCAUUCCGAAUGGAAUCGAUUGGGUCAGCUACAGACUCACAUUAUGUUGCCGGUGCUAUUGAUGUUAAUGGGAUUGUGCAAAUGUUGGCGGGUCAAGCCAGGCAGAAUAUGGUGGCCAUUCUGGAUGUAGCUAUGCCAGCUCCUUGUUUAACUGGUGAACAAAACAAACAAUCUGUUCAAAGGGGUUUGCAUUCUUUGACACCAGAGAUUGCAGAGGAUGUGGAAGAUUUUCGGGCAAUAGAAUCUACAACUGUUCAUGGAAUACAUCAUUCAGGAGGUAAUCCGGCCUCCAUUUCUGAAGUGCAGGAUUCAAUCUUUGCUUCUUAUGAAAGUGCUUUGACGAGGCCAAUGUUCUCUCAUCUUUCGGUUGCUCUCUGUCCUCUUCCAAUACCCUUGCCUUUUCCAUCAAUAUUCAGCAACCUUGUUCGCGAACGUGGAGAGCUGUUGGACAGCCCAAUUUAUGGGUCUCAAUCAAGGGGAUCACUUGAUGUUCACUCUAUUCCCAUGGCUGCCAGACUACGUUCUAGCAAUGCCAUCUUGCCUUAUAUAGAGACACGGUUGGGCAACCUUCGCCGAUUUGGAAUUGAGAAGGGUGCACCAGGAUCUGAGGUGCUUAGAAGUUGGGGUUUUGAAAAGGAUGAAUUGCAGGACAUGGGGGAGGAAUUGUCUAGGAUGGUUAUGGCACUGGAUCCUCGUGAAGAAUCCUCUGAUUCAGACUAAGAUUCUAGCAAGUGCACUCAUUUUGUAGCUUUGAUGAAACUGCAGUUUUUGUAACUUUUCUGGAGAGGGCAUUUUUCUUUGUUCGCUAUGUAUUUUAAUUUAGAUUGGUUCCAACCCAAACCUGGUCUAUUGACACCUGUAUACUGAUCUUCUAUCAAUGGACAAGAUAUUGGUUCAAUCCGAUCCAAUCUAAUAUAAAUCCAUUACGGGGAAGGACCAGGUCCAACUCUGAUUAAGUCUA